AUACAUCAUCAUUAACUUAACAUGGGCUUCUAAAGUCGAAUCGGGGUUAGUACCCGGAAAGUUAUAACCCGACCCGGGAUAUUUGACACCGAGACAGAGGAUGGAAAGGAGGAAGGAAGAGUCUACGCCAUUUGUUGAUUCGACGAAUCGAAAACAAUUGUUUGAAUCUCCAGAGUUGUUUCCCGUUGUUGGAUUCUUCGAUUUCGUAUUGGAUGACGUAGAAUUGAUCUUCAGUCUCGUGUUUCUCCGGCGAUUCUCUGGCUAUAUCAGUCGACUGAGAGAAGAGAAGAGAAGAGAAUAAUUUUUUCUUUGUUUUGUUGGGGGUGGUGAAAUCGGAGAAGGCUGCGAAAUAGGGGAAAGAGAUGAUAACAAGGUCGAAUCUAGCAGAGCAGCUGAGGGAAUAUCAGAUUCGAUCGAAGCAUGAUUGGGCUUCUGUUUCUUUCUUCUCUUCCACCUCGAGUUUUUCUUCUUCUAGGGUGGAUGUUGUAGUCUUCGUCAUCUGGGAGCUAGUCAUCUUAGCAUUCUUAGUGUUCUCAGCGGUUUCCUUGUACUUCAAGCGGUUACAACUCGCAUUCAUCUUGGUAUGUGUCACUUUGCUGCUACUAAUUUGCAUGAAGGUCACAAAGCAAGUAAGGUUAGCCAGGAAGAAGAAGCGAAGGAUGCUUCUUCCGCUAUCCAUGUAAAGUUGCAACAUCAUCUUCAUCCAUAUGAAAAUUUGCAACCGUUUUCUCUUACUUAGCCACCAAACUCACCUCCUGGUUCACCGUGCUACUCUGUUUGCUUGUUUAAUGGAUGAAGAUGACAGACAUGCUCACCGCACGGGGUUUAGAGGUUUGAGUCACGUCAGGGUGGCUGAGCUGGAAAAUUUCAGGGUUUAGGGUUUUAGAGUCGGACGAUAAUUUUUUUGAUUAGCGUUUGGCUGCAAUCUGGUUUUGUUCAGAGAAAAAUGUGUGUUCGAAAGAGUUGCUUUCAUGUGUAAUUGUGAUUGUGAAAUUUAGACGGUUUAAGCCUAAACGAAUGAGGAAAAUAAUAUCCAAGUUUGCAUUACUU
Camelina sativa (false flax) is the source of this 1050-nucleotide messenger RNA. RefSeq lists its product as uncharacterized. The record is from RefSeq and is a predicted model, not a curated record. NCBI's taxonomy places the organism in Eukaryota, Viridiplantae, Streptophyta, Magnoliopsida, Brassicales, Brassicaceae.